Molecule: messenger RNA, 1827 nt
Organism: Dermacentor albipictus
Lineage: Eukaryota; Metazoa; Arthropoda; Arachnida; Ixodida; Ixodidae
Source: RefSeq, a predicted model, not a curated record
CCAAUCGUUGGGUGGCCUUUUGCCGUGAACAUCCUUCGUACGCCUGGGGACGCUCUAAGCCGUCGGAAUCCAAAAACAUGGAUCCAUAUUAUUUCGCCGACGAUGAUGGAACGCACCACGGGGCCACACCAUACACGGCCACACCUUAUGGGACUGCAUCAAAAUGGGGUACAUCCUCUCAAUCACGCUCGAACCAAGAUACCGAACAAGAUGACAUCGGAAGCGAUAAGCCUUGGAAAGUGCUUCUCCUCACUUGCGUUCUGCUGCUCUUUUGCUCUGGGCUGAUCGUAAUGUUCAUGGGCACUCUGACAACGGCCACCACCGAUGAAGACGCUACUGGCACCGGCGACGGCGAUGACAGCACUGCUGUCGCUCACGUUAUAUACAGAACACCGAGCCGCCCUGAAGCCCGAGGUACGCGAAGUAGAUCUGGUGCAAGCUCAAGAACCAUCUGGACAGCGACACCAGUGUCAACUCCGGCGGCUAUUCUGCCUCCAGGCGCCCAUCUCACGCCCAUUGUGUACAGGCCACCACAGGCGUACUCUAUGAUAUGCACCGUCGGCUGUCAUGGAAAGUACGCAGUGGAAUUCCCACCCGACGGCCUGUGCGACUUCAUCUUCCUCGACUCCCUCUACGACGGAUGCCCAGACCAGUUCGUGCAACGUAGAUCGCCCAGUAGCAGCUGGCGGAGGUUCCAAGCAUUAGCUUCGUCAGGCAUCAAGACACAGUUUGGAAUUUCCAUCGAUACGCUGGGAAUUCAAAAGUUCCUCGGACACCUCAGGAACAGCCAGACAGCGGAAGUGUGGGCUUCGCAGAGCCUUUGGAAGAAGAACAUCUACCAUUGGGGCGUCAUGAACAUCCACCAAGUUUAUCUGCAGUCACGUCCGGCGUUACUAAAGGAGGCAUUGGAAGCUCUCAAGGAAGCAGCGGAAUUCUCGCUGCCGUCAACGACAAAGAGAGUGGCCUCCUACACCUUUCUUGGUUUCUACACCCCUUUGCCCAGCGGCUGCGACUUGAUGGGUCAGGAAGCAGCGACUGUUUUUAUGCCAGACGCAAUUGUUGUGCUUGGACACACCUCGUUUCAAGAAAACAAAAUUCCAUCUUUGCGCUGCGUCCUGCUUCCACCUAACAUUUACAAGAUUCCUCCAGGUGUGCGUCCAAAAAUUACCCAUGCGCACACUUUCCACGAAGCAUGUCUGCUCGCGCAGUGUCUUCGGACACAGCAGAAGAUUCACGUUCCCAUUGGCGUGUCGUUCACCAUGAAGGGCCGCUGGUACCGUCCAAAAAUUGACGACUACGAAAACGCUGACAUAGGCGAGUACGACCUAUUCAAAGAUUGCGUCGUCAGUGACGUCGAUCAAGAUGCAAUACCAGCCACGAUCUGCAAUCAGACGAAUACAAACUACACGAAAAACUUGGGUUUAGACGGCGACGAUAUCACGAUGAGGACAUACGACAAAGGUCCCAUAGAGAAACAUACCCAAAUGUUUGACAAUCGAGCGACGUACCUCAAGAAGUUCUGCUACGCAAAUGACAACCUGACGCAAGCCCACUUUUCCAUUGCGGCAUAUGACGUGAACUUUGACAGCAGCGUGUCCAUCUGCCAGCCAGACCAGAUUGUCGGAAACUUCAACCGAACCGAGCUGCUAUACAAGCUCAAUACCUUCCUGAAGACCGGGAAGGACCUAUCAAAUCUCACGGCUUGCUUGAAAAUCACUAAAUAGUGCACUUAUUAUACAUUUAACCCAAUUUUCUUCUCUAUGAAUGCACUUCUGAAGGCCGCAUUCGGAGCAACUCGGAUAAACACAUGCCUUUAGUUUUAGGUCA